Empidonax traillii (willow flycatcher) is the source of this 2848-nucleotide messenger RNA. RefSeq names its product coiled-coil domain containing 62 (gene CCDC62). Bases 106 to 1380 code for a protein of 424 amino acids. NCBI's taxonomy places the organism in Eukaryota, Metazoa, Chordata, Aves, Passeriformes, Tyrannidae. The transcript is spliced from 10 exons. The record is from RefSeq and is a predicted model, not a curated record.
AGCCUCGGGGGUCCUGGGCUCAGGAGCCUCCAUGGUGGACGUGGCAGCCCCCAACAGGUCCCGGUGUCGGCGAAUGCCCGGCAGCGCUCUGGCCCCCGGUCCCCCAUGAGUUCAUCACUGCUGCGCUCUUCUUCGUCCCAGGCACUUAGCCCAGAUCGUGAGAACAGCAUCAUUAAGAAACAGAGACAAGAACUCCAGCUUUUAAUUGCAGAACUGAAAGAGCGUGACAGGGAGCUCAAUGACAUGGUUGCUGUGCAUCAGAGACACAUCCAGGCCUGGGAGGGUGAUCGCCACAAAAUACUGACUUUAGCAGAGCGAUGCAGCUUAUUGACCAGUGAGCUGAACAACAAAAAUGCAAUCAUAAAAUCACUGACCAAAAGGUUGAAGUUCUUAGAAUCUCAGCGGAAUGACAGUCAGGCAACACUUGAAAAUACACAGCAGAAGUUUAAAGAGCUGACUCAAAAAGUAACAGAUUCAUCUGUUCACUGCCAGGCUCUGGAGGAGAAAAAUCAGGAUCUCCACUGCUCAGUUUUGCAGCUGUCAGUUAAAACAGGCCAACUGCAAGCAAGGGAACAGGAGCUCCUCACUAUGCUUAGAAUGAAGGACAAUGCUUUAAUUGAAACAACUGAUCACAUUAAUGAGUUUACUUGCAAAUUGAAAAAGUUGGAAAGUGCAUUGCGUGCAGUGAAGUCAGAGGAUUUCUGUCUCAACAGAGAGCAGAAGGAGCUCAGACUGACACUGAAAGAGCUAAUGCAUCAGACAAAUAAGCUGCAAGAUGUCCUCUCUGAAAAGAUGGAGGAGAACAGCAAGCAGCACGAAGAAAUCCUUCACCUGAAACAUGAAAAUGGCUGCUUGAAGAAUGAGCUGGCACUGGCAGUGGAGAAAGCCGAAAGGAAGGAUGAACUUUAUCAGUUUGCCAAGUCUAAACAGGCGCGGAUUGAAAAGGAGUUAUCCAGUCUGCGACAGGUCUAUGUAAAACAGCAGAAUGACUUACAGUUCCUUCACGGCAACUCAGAGAGCCCUCAGGCCUCAAGGCAAAAGCAUGAAAAGACGGGAAGCAGAAGGAGUGAAGAAAACACGAGUGUGAGUUUCUACCGCUUGGAUUCUCCCCGUUUGACAACGGCUCAGGAGAGCAACACGUCCCAGAGAUCCGUGGAAUUCUCUGGUCAAGACUCCCCUCUGCACAUCAGCGACCUGGCAGUGACUCAGCCAGCAAACAGAUGCUGCAGUGCUGCCAUGGACACAGGCACCAGUUCCCUGCUGAUGAAGCUGCAUCGCGCUGUGGCCGAGUCUGGGCAGAUGAUUGCUCGUCUGAACCUCAGCCUUCUCCCCCAGAGCCCUCACCUCAUUCCAAACAGCAGCCACAUGGAUACAGUAUAGAUUGUUCUCCCAGGACUAGGUUGAGGUGCUCAGGAAUACUGAUUGGGAACAUCUUAUCCCUUAUGCUUGACUUGCACUCCAUUAGCGAAGCAUGAGGGGGAUAUUGUUUAUUGAGAGACAAUUCCUGCCUGCCUUAGCUGCAAGUGCCUGAAUUUUUUAUAGGAUUCUUUUAGAGGAUCCUCAAGGUCAUGACAGGAUUUGACUUUUGCAUGUGUCUAAACAGAUGGAAGGAAGAAGUCAUUUUGGGCCAAGCUGUAGGAGGCCUAGAAAAAAAGAAGUGAACACUGGUUCUUUCUCACUUGAAGCACUUGAGAUGAUUUGUCAGGCUCAGUGCACACUCACCACUCUGCUGCCCCAGAGGCUUAGAGUCAGAACUGCUUAUUAUUGUGUUCAUGGAAAGGAGGGCAGUAUAGGGAAUAGGUGUUAGGUAGGAUAGUUUGGGGUAUGAAUUUAAACCAGACACGCAGCUUAAAUAGAUUCAGUGGGGUUGUGGGUUAAUAAUUUUAGUUCUUUCAUUGCAGGGUCAGAGAAUAUACUCAGUGGUCAAAGAAAAAAACCUGUAUGUGGCUGUGUGGCAGUUUAUGAGCGUGAGCACUGAUAGGGAGUUGCUGUUGGGUAUGUGGGCAGAAGGAGUAAUUGGUGAAGGAGUCACUUGCUUGUUUUCAUAAAUAUCCGUAAGAAUUUCUACCUUGUUUGACAAGGACAUUGUGCCAUUUGUCACUAGAAAUGAGUCCACUUGUGCUGAUACAUGUACCAGAGGGAGGAUUUAGGCUCUUGGAUUUAGAGCAGGCUGCUUUCUCCUCACACAUCACCUCCCUCUGAAAAUGCUGGACCACUUUUAGCCUCAGAUGAACUUGACCAGAACAACGUUGCUGUAAGUAACAGACAAAGCAAUUUUUAUAACAUUCAGAGCCAUAAACCCUUGGCUGUGCUGGGACUGACUGAGUGAGUGUAAAGGUUGUUGUGCCAGCGUUUGCACCAACUGAAAGGAGAUUUUGUUCAGCAGCUCCUCUGCAGGAUUUCAUUCAGCAGGGAGGACAGCAGCAGUUUAGUCUUUUGCAAAUCCAUGUAGGAGGAUUCCUGAAAAGCUCCCUACAACACAGGGCUUGCUUGUGGCUCCUGCCCAGCCCCAUCAGCUGUCUGGCUCCUGCUGGCUGGUUGGCACGUCACAGCUCGGCCACUCGGGCUGCUUUAGAGCCCGAGCCUGCAUUUUUGAGCUUGGGAAUUGGCUCCUCAUUCAGAACUGGGGCUUCAGGGGACAGAACAUAAAGCACGCUCGUGGGUUCUGGGGGAGCAGAUCCUGAGCCACAUCUGUGGAACUCUGAUCUACUUUCAUAGCAGUUCUGGGUAAAAACUCGUCACGGUUAACCGUGUUUCGGUUAAUCUAUGCAGGCCAACUAAUCUGUGCUUAAAACCUGAGGCUGUUUGAAACUGAGCUUUAAAACAUAAUAAAUACCUCAGAAUUUAA